This is a messenger RNA of Amoebophrya sp. A120, 842 nucleotides long. NCBI's taxonomy places the organism in Eukaryota, Dinophyceae, Syndiniales, Amoebophryaceae. The record is from the annotation of a GenBank genome assembly.
GAGAGUCUGAGUCAGAGCUCGCGCGUAAUCCGUGGCGCAUGGCGCCGCGCGUGUCGGUCUCCGUGCCGGAUGGCGCCCGGGGGCGCGCUGUUAAAAGUGUCGGGGGCGUCAUCCGUUUGGGGCGGGCCUUGCGCCAGGGUUUGGACCGCGUUGCGCCUGUGGCAAUUGGACGGGUCGGCAGGCGGGCGCCGGGCGCCGACGGUCGCCGUCCAUAAGUCGGCGUGCGUGCCUGCGUGCGGAGCAGCAGAUGAAAGCGAUCCCGUUUUCAAGCGGAGUCCGCCGGCGUCCGCGCGUGUGCCCACUCCCCCCCCCGCCGUUCGCGAAAACUACAACGGCCCCGGGCCGUGGCCCGUGGCGCGGCCGGCCGCGCCCUCGCCGUUUGUUGCCGGGCGGCCUGCCUUGCUCCGCGCAGCAAACCAAGGAAGGGGGGCCCGGGCUGUGGGAUUGGGCGCCCGCGCCAAGAAAUCUCCCCCGGUGUUGGUGCCGGUUUGCUUUUUUCCGGAUCCCCGGCGCCUCUCUUGUCCCUGCUCGCCUGGCGGGGCCUCCCGACCCGACGGACUUUCGGCGCAGCCGCCGGCCUGUUGCGUUGCGGGUUCACUCGUAUUAGCGAGGGCAGCUGGCGGCGUCAACGUCAUCUGCCUGGGCGCGGGCGCCAUCUUGCAUUGUGGCCCUGUAGCUUCGGGGGGUUGGCGGGCUAGUUGUAUUAGCGGCGACCGCUCCGUGCGCCUCCUGUCGUUGCUGUGAUGUGCACGCGCCAUCCCCUGUGUGACGCUAGGCAAGCAGAGUCAUUAUUUGGGUUGCCGAGUACAGAACGCGGUGGCGGCGGGGUUCCUCUGUGUGUG